AUGUCGCGGAGGAAGCAAGCGAAGCCUCAACAUUUCCAAUCCGACCCCGAAGUGGCCUCGCUCCCCCGGCGAGAUGGAGACACAGAGAAGGGUCAACCCAACCGCACCCCUAAGAGCAAGGAUGCCCACGUCUGCGGCCGGUGCUGCGCCGAGUUCUUUGAAUUGUCAGAUCUUCUGCUCCACAAGAAGAACUGUACUAAAAACCAACUAGUUUUAAUUGUAAAUGAAAGUCCAGCGUCCCCGCCUGAAACCUUCUCCCCCAGCCCCACUCCGGAUCAUCCCGAGGAACAGAUGAACGACACGGCUAACAAGACAGAGCAAGGAGACUGCAGUGACCUGGCGGAACCCCACGGACCGGACAGGGAAGAGUCCAUGGAGGUGGAGGCCCCAGCGGCCAGCAAAGGCGCCAGCGACCCCCUGAGCAGCGGUGGCGACAGCAGUGCCCCCCCAAGCUGCAGCAGCGGCAGCUCCUGCCCAGGUACCUCAGCGAUCACAACCUCUCUACCUCAACUCGGGGACCUGACAACACUGGGCAACUUCUCUGUGAUCAACAGCAACGUCAUCAUCGAGAACCUCCAGAGCACCAAGGUGGCGGUGGCCCAGUUCUCCCAGGAAGCGAGGUGCAGUGGGGCCUCCGGAGGCAAGCUGGCCGUCCCGGCCCUGAUGGACCAGCUCUUAGCUCUGCAGCAGCAGCAGAUCCACCAGCUGCAACUGAUCGAACAGAUUCGUCACCAAAUAUUGCUGUUGGCUUCUCAGAACACAGACUUGCCAACAUCUUCUAGUCCUUCUCCAGGUACUGUACGAACAUCUGCCAACCCCUUGUCCACACUCAGCUCCCAUUUAUCUCAGCAGCUGGCGGCAGCAGCUGGGUUAGCACAGAGCCUCGCUAGCCAAUCUGCCAGCAUCAGCGGUGUGAAACAGCUCCCCCCCAUCCAGCUACCUCAGAGCAGUUCUGGCAACACCAUCGGUCCACCCCACAGCGGCUCUUCCCCCAGCGUUCACAUAUUGGCGGCGGCAGUUCCCACCCCCUCCUCGGAAAAAGUGGCUUCGAGCGCGGGUGCCUCCCAUGCCCAUGCCGGCAACCCCGCAGUCUCGGCAUCUUCCUCACCAGCUUUUGCAAUAAGCAGUCUAUUGAGUCCUGCAUCUAAUCCACUUCUACCUCAGCCGGCCCCUGCUAACUCGGUUUUCCCCAGCCCUUUGCCCAACAUCGGAACGACGGCAGAGGAUUUAAACUCCUUGUCUGCCUUGGCCCAGCAAAGAAAAAGCAAGCCACCAAAUGUCACUGCCUUCGAAGCAAAAAGCGCUUCGGACGAGGCCUUCUUCAAACACAAGUGCAGGUUCUGUGCGAAGGUCUUCGGAAGCGACAGUGCCUUGCAGAUCCACCUCCGUUCCCACACCGGAGAGAGGCCGUUCAAGUGCAACAUCUGCGGGAACAGGUUCUCCACCAAGGGGAACCUCAAAGUCCACUUCCAGCGCCACAAAGAGAAAUACCCUCAUAUCCAGAUGAACCCCUAUCCCGUGCCUGAGCAUUUGGACAACAUCCCGACCAGUACCGGCAUCCCCUACGGCAUGUCCAUUCCUCCAGAAAAGCCAGUCACCAGCUGGCUAGACACCAAACCGGUCCUGCCCACUCUGACCACUUCAGUCGGCCUGCCGUUGCCCCCGACCCUCCCAAGCCUCACCCCCUUCAUCAAGACCGAAGAGCCAGCCCCCAUCCCCAUCAGCCAUUCUGCCGCCAGCCCCCCGGGCUCCGUCAAAAGUGACUCCGGGGCUCCCGAGACGGCCUCGAGAAACCCGGGUGGGCUCCCAGAGGAAGCGGAAGGUUCCACUGGGCCCCCCUCCAGUGGCAAAAGCGAAGAGAGCAGCGUGGUCCCCAGCUCAGCCCCAACCGUGAGCACUGGCGUGCUGAGCUCCCUAGCGUCCGACGUUGGCCCAGGCAGUGCCUCGACUUUCACCAACCCUCUGUUGCCGCUCAUGUCCGAGCAGUUCAAGUCGAAGUUUCCUUUUGGGGGACUCUUGGACUCAGCCCAGGCCUCAGAGACAUCCAAGCUUCAGCAGCUGGUCGAAAACAUUGACAAGAAGGCCACUGACCCCAAUGAGUGUGUCAUCUGCCACCGGGUCCUCAGUUGUCAGAGCGCCUUGAAGAUGCACUACCGCACCCACACCGGGGAGAGGCCCUUUAAGUGUAAGAUCUGUGGCCGGGCCUUCACCACGAAAGGGAACCUGAAAACCCAUUACAGCGUCCAUCGUGCUAUGCCCCCGCUCAGAGUCCAGCAUUCCUGCCCCAUCUGCCAGAAGAAGUUCACGAACGCCGUUGUCCUACAGCAGCACAUCCGAAUGCACAUGGGGGGCCAGAUUCCCAACACCCCGGUCCCUGACAGCUACCCCGAGUCCAUGGAGUCUGACACGGGCUCCUUUGAUGAGAAAAAUUUUGAUGACCUAGACAACUUCUCCGAUGAAAACAUGGAAGACUGUCCUGAGGGCAGCAUCCCGGACACGCCCAAGUCCGCGGAUGCGUCCCAAGACAGCCUGUCUUCCUCGCCUUUGCCUCUAGAGAUGUCGAGCAUCGCUGCUUUGGAAAAUCAGAUGAAGAUGAUCAACGCGGGCCUGGCAGAACAGCUGCAGGCCAGCCUGAAGUCAGUGGAGAACGGGUCGGUCGAGGGGGACGUCCUGACCAACGAUUCGUCCUCGGUGGGUGGUGACAUGGAGAGCCAGAGUGCUGGCAGCCCGGCCAUCUCAGAGUCUACCUCCUCCAUGCAGGCUCUGUCCCCAUCCAACAGCACCCAGGAGUUCCACAAGUCACCCAGCGCCGAGGAGAAGCCACAGAGAGCAGGGGCAAGCGACUUUGCCAAUGGCUUGUCUCCCACCCCAGUGAACGGUGGGGCUUUGGAUUUGACAUCUAGUCACACAGAGAAAAUCAUCAAAGAAGAUUCUCUGGGGAUCCUCUUCCCUUUCAGAGACCGGGGUAAAUUUAAAAACACUGCUUGCGACAUUUGUGGCAAAACCUUUGCUUGUCAGAGUGCCUUGGACAUUCACUACAGAAGUCAUACCAAAGAGAGACCAUUUAUUUGCACAGUCUGCAAUCGUGGCUUUUCCACCAAGGGUAAUUUGAAGCAACACAUGUUGACACAUCAGAUGCGAGAUCUACCAUCACAGCUCUUUGAGCCCAGUUCCAACCUUGGCCCCAAUCAGAACUCGGCGGUGAUUCCCGCCAACUCGUUGGCGUCUCUCAUCAAGACAGAGGUCAACGGCUUCGUGCAUGUGACGACUCAGGACAGUAAGGACACCCCCACCAGUCACGUCCCUUCUGGGCCUCUGUCAUCGUCCGCCACGUCCCCAGUUCUGCUCCCAGCUCUGCCCAGGAGGACCCCCAAACAGCACUACUGCAACACGUGUGGCAAGACCUUCUCCUCGUCGAGCGCCCUGCAGAUUCACGAGAGAACUCACACUGGAGAGAAACCCUUUGCUUGCACUAUUUGUGGAAGAGCUUUUACAACAAAAGGCAAUCUUAAGGUACACAUGGGCACUCACAUGUGGAACAGCGCCCCUGCCCGCCGGGGUCGCCGGCUCUCCGUGGACGGCCCCAUGACAUUCCUAGGAGGCAAUCCCGUCAAGUUCCCAGAAAUGUUCCAGAAGGAUUUGGCGGCCAGGUCAGGAAGUGGGGACCCUUCCAGUUUCUGGAAUCAGUAUGCAACAGCGCUCUCCAAUGGGCUGGCGAUGAAGGCCAACGAGAUCUCGGUCAUUCAGAACGGCGGCAUCCCUCCAAUUCCUGGAAGCCUGGGCAGCGGGAGCAGCUCACCUAUUAGUGGGCUGACGGGAAACCUGGAGAAGCUCCAGAACUCAGAGCCCAGUGCGCCCCUGGCUGGCUUGGAGAAGAUGGCAAGCAGCGAGAAUGGAACCAACUUCCGUUUCACCCGCUUCGUGGAAGACAGCAAAGAGAUCGUCACAAGUUAA
This is a messenger RNA of Lagenorhynchus albirostris (white-beaked dolphin), 3954 nucleotides long. RefSeq names its product spalt like transcription factor 1 (gene SALL1). The coding region runs from base 1 to 3954 and encodes 1317 amino acids. NCBI's taxonomy places the organism in Eukaryota, Metazoa, Chordata, Mammalia, Artiodactyla, Delphinidae. Gene Ontology annotation, molecular function: DNA-binding transcription factor activity, RNA polymerase II-specific; RNA polymerase II cis-regulatory region sequence-specific DNA binding. The transcript is spliced from 3 exons. Gene Ontology annotation, cellular component: nucleus. The record is from RefSeq and is a predicted model, not a curated record. Gene Ontology annotation, biological process: regulation of transcription by RNA polymerase II.